Messenger RNA from Gossypium raimondii (Peruvian cotton), 474 nucleotides. RefSeq lists its product as uncharacterized. The transcript has 2 exons. NCBI's taxonomy places the organism in Eukaryota, Viridiplantae, Streptophyta, Magnoliopsida, Malvales, Malvaceae. The record is from RefSeq and is a predicted model, not a curated record. Bases 1 to 474 code for a protein of 157 amino acids.
AUGAAAGGAUUUUUAGAUGACUACGAGAAAGUGUCAGGUCAGAAGAUUAAUUUGGCUAAGUCUCAAAUUUUCUUUAGUUCUAACUGUUCUGAAGAAAUUCAAGAUCAAUUGAAAAAUUAUAUAGGUGUUAGGGCAGUUUCGAGUAAGGAAAGGUAUUUGGGUCUGCCUACUAUGGCGGGGCGGAAGAAGAAAGAGGCUCUUCAGAGGAUCUACGAUAGUUUGAGAAUAAUAGUGAACGGGUGGGGGAGCCAGAUGCUUUCCCAAUGGGGUAAAGAAGUCUUCAUCAAAGCUGUGUUACAUGCCAUACCGACUUAUUCCAUGUCUUCUGUUCUUCUUCCGAAGUACAUGGCAAGGUCAACUUGCCGUUUUGGUGAAAGGAGGGCUGGCGGUGACAGACCUCCGGCGUGGUGCGCUGAAGGUGCACAUGGGGUAGCAGCGGCGCGAGGCAAGGCAGGGAACCCUAGGGUUCCUUGA